This is a messenger RNA of Bombyx mori (domestic silkworm), 6259 nucleotides long. Its product is annotated as PHD and RING finger domain-containing protein 1. NCBI's taxonomy places the organism in Eukaryota, Metazoa, Arthropoda, Insecta, Lepidoptera, Bombycidae. The record is from RefSeq and is a predicted model, not a curated record. The transcript is spliced from 10 exons. Bases 252 to 6098 code for a protein of 1948 amino acids.
ACUCUCUGGAAACAUGGCUGAACGACCAUCGAUAGCGGCUUGCUGUCAAAAUAAAAUAAGUUUUAUGAACGUGAAUGCCUUGUAAUCUUUUGAAUAUUAGCAUUAUGCAAGGCUUAGACCAUUAUAUCGAAUGAGUUUUGAUAAGUCAAACAAACGGAGCUAGGGAUUAAUAGCGCAAAGGUCGUUUACACCUUUGCGAGUGGCUUCGUGUCGCGUUCGCUGAACUCAAAGAAGGCGUCCGGCUAGACAGGAUGAGUGACGACAGCGAGGACUCGCCUCCGCGACCUAAACGUAAAAUUAAAAGAGUGACGAUUCUGUCAUCCUCCGAGUCCGAGAGCGACGACAGCGUCACUGCAGUCGGGACACGUCGAAACCGAAUGAGGGUAGUGAGCGACGAUGAGAUUGACAGCAGCGGUAGCGAGGUGGUGCGCACUCGUCGAGGACGGGCUCUGCCCAAAUUACGGGAUUCGGACAGCGAGGGUGCUGCAUGUCUCGCCGACGCUGUACCGAGGCCGACCUCAGGGUUCGCUUCCGACAGCUCAGAAGGCAACUCCGAAAAAUGUUCCAUUUGCCUUAUGCGGUUUACUGAUCAAGAAGUAGGAACCCCUCAAAGUUGUGAACAUAUAUUUUGUCUGGAUUGUAUUACUGAGUGGUCAAAAAAUGUGAAUACCUGUCCUGUGGAUCGGCUGACAUUUGACUCUAUUGUAGUGAGAGCUUGUGCCGGUGGACGUGUACUGCGCACUGAACAAGUGAAAGUUAUUGAAAGGAGACCUUCUGUAGACGUACUGGUGGUUGAAGACCCAACAGUGUGUGAGGUAUGUGGAAGGUCAGGAGAUGAAGAGUCAAUGUUAUUGUGUGACGGGUGUGACCUCGGAUACCACAUGCAGUGCCUUUCCCCCCCUUUAACUGAGGUCCCUAUAGAUCAGUGGUACUGUCCCAGCUGUAAUGACUUGAUUGAUGUAGUACACACUUCUGAGGUGGACGACCUCCUGUCAGAUGUGUUCGUAGAUAUGUAUAUGCCGAUUGGACCUCGUCCUUCACCACUUAGACAGCCUCGUAAUGUGAGGAGAUCAUCUAGACAGAGAUCAACAAUAGAAGGUCCAUCAAUAUCUUCAGAUACACAAGGCAAUGUGUUAAACUCAAAUGUCAUUCCCUCCACAUCACGAGGUUCACUAUCUAUUCAAAGCAGUAGUUCUCGAGGGUCAAGGACACGCAGAGUGACAACUUCUCGUCCAACAAGGCGUCGAAAAUAUAGAAGACAAAAAACAGUCAUAAUAGAAUAUGAAGAAGCUGAAAAUGGAAAAGUAGCAAUCAAAACAGUACAAAAGAAAGUCGCAAGAAAAAAGAUAAGGAAGCGAAAAACUCGCACGGCGGCCCGGCGCGCCCUGGUUCGGGAGAGUGUGCGCGUCCGGCUCGCCGCCCUCCGUCCCCCCAGCCUACCCCUCGCCCCAACCCGCCUCGCCCGCACCCUGCCCCGCCCCGCCCUGCGGCUGUUCGGGGACCCGCUGGAGCUAGACUACUUUUCGGACGAGGCGCCUGGCGACUCGGAGUCUGCCAGCACGGCCGUGGCUGCGAGAUCCACUUCCGCUCUGUUGAGCGCUCACAGGCAGGCAAGACGAAAGGCCGUUGGCAUUCCAUCCCCGCCUGUGGCUGCUUCCGCGCCGGAUCUCUUGUCGAGUAUAAUGGAGAGUCAAACACUGCUGCACGCCAAGAACUCAAUAAUGUCAGUCACCGGCGACGGCAAGCUCGAGAUAAAACUACGAUCACCGAUCGCCAGGCCUCGGGAGCAGCGCUCGGACCCGACGACGAAUGGGAGAGUCGACUUGACGAAGGGCGAGGAUUCUGCCAAGAAAGCACCCUCCUAUCCGGGUCAGCAUCGCAGUGGCGGCUGGGGAGGAGGUUACCGCGGUAACUAUCACCGGGAGCAGGGCCACACGGGGUUCGGGCGUGCAAGUUACGGGGGUGCGGGGUACGCGGGCGGCGGUCAACAGGCUCAAAAUCAGAAUUCCAACUUUGACGACCGACAGGGAAGCGCGUACCGUCCGAUGGACGCGUGGCGCGACGAGCCCCCCCUCCACGGAGACUACGGCAGGUGGCCCCCGCGACAUCCGCUCGCACACGACGUCCCCUCCGAUCGAAACCGCCGCAACUCGGACCGCGGUCCCCCACCACGCGCUCCGCCCCCCUGGCGACCCUACGUGCCGCCGCAUCCCUCGCGCCACUCCUUCGGGGGCUUUGACAACCCUCUAGACAUGCGCACGGCACCGCACCACUACGACCGCCCCACCGUGGCGGCGCGUCCUCUGCCAGAACCGCCCAUCUUUAAAUUCGACGAUAACAACGAGGUCGAGCGGUCGGAAGACGAACGCAGCGACCCCGACCUGGUGAUCGACACGGACAAGUACGACCCGACCGAGCCCACUAACGACGACAGCGCCGAGGAGCCCGAGCUCCCGCCAGAGGGACCGCACGUUGACGUCAAAAGUGCAAAUUCUAACUUUCAGUCGAUCGAUGAAUCCGUCGCCGAGUCCGAGACCGAGGCGGAGGCGGAGGGAGAGACGCACGGGGUGGGGGCGGGGGCCGCGGGGAUGGAGGCCGCCGCCGUGCCCGCCGCCCUGCUGGACGACGCCGUGCGCCAGGUGCUGGCCGAGCACCGCGGGCUGCUGGCCGCGCCGCCGCCCCUCAGCGACGAGGAGGACGACGGCGACUGCCCCAACUUCUCAAUUUACUCGGCCACCAGCGUGCACAUCGCCAACGACGCGGCCGCGGGCGUGCUGCCGGCCGAGAACCCCGCCCCGCGCCCCUCCGACGACCUGCGUGACCUCGUGCAGGAGGACGACGACCUGUCGCCGCCGCCCCCCCUCGAUGCUGUCCCCAAAAAGAAAUCUGAUGAAAUUUACAACGAAAAAGUAUCGAAAAGGUGUCCCAUCACCACCGACACUCGAAGCCCCAUAAAAAUAAAAAUCAACGCUCCCUCGUUGAUAAAGAAGCGUGUGUCUCUCUACGACGAAGAGGAAGAUUCAAUGCCGGCAGAAUCGGGAGCUCCUCCAGAAGACGAGAGUUCACCUUCCAAAAGCGUAGAACCUAACGUGGAAACGGAUAAAAAAUCAGUGGAAACUGUAACACAAAAGAAUUCUUCGGAAGAUAAUAAAGAUAAUGCAGUUUCACAGAUGGCCUCAUCCGACUUGCACAAUAGUGACCUAAAUUCGCACGAGCUCGAUAGCGCCAAGCAAGUGACGGAAGCAGAUGCCUUCCCCGAAGCCUCGUGCGAGCCUGCAGCCGACGGAGGUGAAAACGUAAAAGAUAACCGAACUAUACCGAGCAGUGAUGUGUUGGAGACUGCGCAUAAAUCUGAUCACACGGAGCAGUCCGACUCGGAGACGUCCGAGCCCGGCGACCGCGAGCGACCCGCCUCUGUGUCUCCGCGGGGAGAGGAGCCGCUGGAGAAGAUGACCGAGUCAAUCAGCGAGACGGAGGACGAGCGCAGCUACACGCCCUGUCUCGACGAAAAUAAAUCCAAAGAUACAUCUCUCGAGACAGAAAAAGACAAAGGACUCGAAGGACUCGACACAGAAAUGAUAUCAGAAGACGAAGGGAACGAGAUGUUCUCGGAGGAGGACAAACCGAAGUCCGUCGGCGCGCCCUGCCCGUCCCCCGAGCGACCGCCCGAACGGCUGCGGUCGCCGCCCCUCGACAGCAAGAAGGACGCAAAGGACUCCGAAGGCAAAGGAAGGAAGAAAAAGAAAGACACAAAAAAAGAUGCAAAAGAACGAGUAAAGACCAAAAAGAAAACUGAUGUUGAAUUUAAGAAACUUAGCAAAAACGGUAAGGAACGAAAUUAUAGGGAAAGAGACAAAAACGGAACGCGAGACCGUCGCGAGUCCACUGACUCUGCGGAAAGAGAAAAACGUAAGCGAAAAAGGAAAGAAAAGAGGAAAGAUCUCGAGCGAUAUGACGUCAGAAAUAUUGUUAGUGAAAAGCGAAAGAAACGAAAAGAUCAAUUUGGGCGUGACGUUUCACCUCGAGUUCGAUCACCCUCCCUCUCCCCUCCGCCUCGGCGCUCCCCCUCUCGCGCUCGCCGCUCGCCGUCCCGUCUCCGCCGCACUCCCUCACCGGGGCGAGCGUCGCCGCCGCGAAGGCUCACGUCUCUCUCUCCCGUCGGCCGCCGCAAGAGGUCAAACUCGAGACGGCGUCGAUCGCCUACUCCGAGAAUUCGACGCUCACCGUCUCCGGUUCGUCCUAGCCUUUCACCGGUCCGCAUCCGCCGGUCCCUUUCCCCACACCGCCCCGCCACCCCUCGCGCACUUUCUCCGAGCCCCCGACGGCGGCGGCGAACGUCCACAUCUCGCGGCAAACGAAAUGAGCCGCGUCGACGUCGUUCAACCGAACGUGCCCGGAAACGGCGACGAUCAGUAUCCGGUUCGAGAAGUCCACGCCCCAAAUCCACCAAGAGAAAAAAACGCGCAAGAUCUGAAAGGCCAGCUUCGAAACGACGAUCGCCUCGAAAGAAAUCGCCUAAGCGACGCAGAAUUCGAAAUCGAAGCGCGAGCAGGGUUCCGGCGCCGUCUCCGACACGCGGCUCGCCCUCCCCCGCGCCCCCGGCCGUCUCCGGUGCCCCUGUCGCUCCUGCGCAAUGGACUUCUCCCUCCCGCCUCGCGUCUCCACGCACACCCCCCGCCGCGCCCCGCCGGCGCCGCGACCCCGCUCGCCACCGUCGCCACGCGCGCGAUCCCGGCGGAGCGUCCAAGGAGGUGUUCACGUCCGGCGACAACAUCCUGGUCAGCGUUAGCUUUAAAGAUCAAGACAGAGUCGUCGAUGACGACAAACGGGAGAGACGUCGGGAGCGACGACGUCGCAAACGAAAGACCGCAGCACCUGAGCCCGAAGUCGGUGUGCGACCCGUCGCCAUCAUUGAUUUGGAGCGGUCUCCAUUCCGCGAACUGACGCCGUCCCCGCGCGACGUCAUCGUGCUCAGCGACAGCGACCCCGGGGAGAGGGAACCCGCGCCGGCCCCCGAGGUUGCCGCGCCUGAACCGGUCGGACCGAAGACUCCGCCCGAGCCGACGACCGCCGAGCCAGCGCCAGCCGCAGACCCGGAAGACGGCCGCGGCCCUAACACGCCGCCCGAGCCCCCGGACUCGCCGGACGCGUACGACCCGUACGAGCCCACGAGGUCCGCCUCCGCCUCUCCCUCCCCCGCACCUUCCCCCGCGCCCGCCCUCAGUCCGCCGCGCCCCACCAUCACGCUCGAGGCCGCGCAAAAAACAAACAUGUCCGCCGACGAAGUACUCGACAGAAGACCGCUGUCACCCAUGGAAAAGGUGAUGGCGUUGCUGCAGUCUACUCGAGACGUGUCUCCGGAGCCGCCGCCGUGCGACCCCCUUCCGACCGCCGAAGUGACCCCCGGGCCCCCGCCGGCCGCCGCCCCGCAAGUCCCGGCCGCCGCCCCACCCCGCAUCGUGUUGCCGGAGGCGACGCGGACACAGCCGCCGAAGCUGUUCCUGGCGAAGCCUUCUCCGAUCAAGUCGGAUCCUAUAAAGCCGAUGCCGGCGGCGAAGAUAGCACGCGUCCCCCUGGGCAGCGGUGGGGGGGGUGCGCCGGCGGUGUCCCUGCCGGGGGAGGACUCCCCGUACUCCCCGGGCUCCAGCGACUUCGGGGAGUUGUUCGAGCCGCCCCGCCGCGACAUGUUUGAGGCGCUGCUGGACCGGCCCCGACACAAGUCCCGCUCCAACGCAGCUAAAGUGCCCGUCAAACUCGACCGUCACAAAGGGAAGACUCAAGUAGGUGUGAAAAUAGAUGAAGAUAGUUUGAAGAUACUGGACGAACUCCCCAGCUCUGCGGUCGAGAUGCAGGUCAAGAGUAAAUUCUUGAAGAAGCUCAACAGACAGGAGCGAGUGGUUGAAGAAGUGAAGUUGGUCUUGAAGCCGCACUACAACAGAAAGCGCAUCACUAAAGAAGAGUACAAGGAUGUGCUCCGACGAGCUGUCCCCAAGAUCUGCCACAACAGAACAGGAGAGAUCAACCCCACGAAGAUCCAGGCUCUGAUCGAGGCUUACGUGAGGAAGAUCCGGAAGAAACACAAGCUCGGCCUCGCGUAGCACCCGCGCGUCCGUCUGCCCACGUGUGACGUCACCGUGUCAAUGCUGCUUAUAUCUACGGACUACGGACAAUGUAUUUUACUUAAAAGAAUUUUAUUUAAAUAAAAUUAGAUUUUAAUUAUGUUUGUCGAUUUAUUAUAAUUACAAAUAAUUUUAUAAUA